Messenger RNA from Arabidopsis arenosa, 1841 nucleotides. The record is from the annotation of a GenBank genome assembly. Lineage: Eukaryota; Viridiplantae; Streptophyta; Magnoliopsida; Brassicales; Brassicaceae.
GAAGAAAAGGUCGUCGUCUCUAGUGUUGCAGAAAAUGGCAACUACUACUAAGCUCUCCGUUCUCUGCUCUUUCAUUUCAUCUCCUCUCGUUGACUCUCCUCCUCUCACCAACAUCCCUUGCUUCUUCUCUCCGAUUCCACGAUUCCUCACUACUAGCUUUAGAUCGAGCUCUAGGUUUCCGGCGACCGAAAUCCGUAAGUCUACUCGGAGUCUAACGACGUCGUCUUCACUCGCCGCCGUGAUGUUUCCCGGAAAUUCGGUUUUGGCAGAUGUCUGCGCGUUUGGAAUCACUAGCAUCGUUGCGUUCUCGUGCCUCGGUUUCUGGGGAGAGAUUGGCAAACGUGGCCUCUUGGACCAGAAACUCAUCCGGAAGCUUGUGCAUAUUAAUAUUGGGCUAGUUUUUAUGCUUUGCUGGCCGCUGUUCAGUUCUGGAAUCCAAGGAGCGCUUUUCGCAUCUCUUGUACCUGGACUCAAUAUAAUAAGGAUGCUAUUGCUGGGGCUUGGAGUGUACCACGACGAAGGAACGAUCAAGUCAAUGAGCAGACAUGGAGAUCGCAGGGAACUACUUAAGGGACCGCUUUACUAUGCACUGUCAAUCACAUCAGCCUGCAUCUUCUAUUGGAAAUCAUCCCCAAUCGCCAUUGCGGUCAUAUGCAACCUUUGCGCAGGAGAUGGUAUGGCUGACAUCGUGGGUCGGCGGUUUGGAACAGAGAAGCUUCCUUACAACAAAAACAAAUCAUUUGCUGGUAGCAUUGGAAUGGCCACCGCGGGGUUCUUAGCAUCUGUUGGGUAUAUGUACUACUUUGCUUCAUUCGAUUACAUCAAGGAUAGCGGGGGAAUGAUUCUUCGUUUCCUCAUCAUCUCUUUAGCAUCAGCUCUUGUGGAAUCACUCCCAAUAAGCACUGACAUUGACGACAAUCUCACCAUUUCCUUAACCUCUGCCUUGGCCGCUGCAAUUGCAGUUGGGUACAAUGUUGUAAUGUUCUAUCCAUUAGUCGGACUGGUGACUGUAUCGGCGUUUCAGACAAGGAAGCAAUACAAGGAACAAGAGAAAGACGGCAAACCCGAUGACAAGAACUACCGUCAAGAUCUCACCAUGCAUGGCGUAGUGUCUGUCUCUAGUGAAAGGAAGUCGUUCGCCAUCUUCAGGACUCAAGGCCUCCGCCGUCGAAACAUUUUGUUGAGCAUUUCGUGUUUUAGAGGAUUUUCAAUGUCUGGCGCAGAGGAUAAUAAAUCUUCCCAUGCUGAGCUUUCGUCCCAAGUUUUUCUUGAUCUUGUGGAUUCGGUGAUUGCUGAUGUAGCAUCUGAGUGUCAUCGGGUAGCACGACUAGGACUUGAUCGUGAUUUGGAGGUAGUAGAAGAAGAGUUGAGGUUGUCAGUUGAAGCGCGUGCUAAGGUCGCUGAUCCUAGCAACAACCUUGAAACCAACACCAAAUUUGUUGUUGAUAUUUUUGGUCAGACUCACCCUCCUGUAGCUACUGAAGUGUUCAACUGCAUGAACUGUGGGCGCCAAAUUGUUGCAGGAAGGUUUGCUCCUCAUCUGGAAAAAUGCAUGGGGAAGGGAAGAAAGGCUCGUGCCAAGACAACCAGGAGCACAACAGCUGCCCAGAACAGGAACGCACGACGCAGCCCAAAUCCGCGAUAUUCUUCUUAUCCAAAUUCUGCUAGUGACAACCAGUUAGCAAGUGGAUCACCUGGUGUUGCUGGUGAAGACUGCUCAAAUGGCACAGUCCGAGAGAACGUGAAAGGAGACUGAAGCACGACCAAUGAGAGGCUUAUACUGAACGACAAUGUGGCUAGUAACUGACUCGACCAGACUGGUAUAAAUCGUAUUGCUAGGU